UUGACGUGAUAUUAGUCCGUAUAAUUUGUUUACAAACAAAUUAAAAUAGAGAAAACCCAUCGCUUUGACUAAAAAUCAAAAGUAUUCAUCAAGUUUACAAAUGUCUGGUCAAACAGAUUACGGUCCUGAUUCAGGGGGAAGAGUAAAGGGUUUAGUCAUAGUAAAGCCCAUCGUAUAUGGUAAUAUAGCUAGGUACUUUGGUAAAAAGCGGGAAGAAGACGGUCACACACAUCAGUGGACUGUGUACGUCAAACCAUACGCUAACGAAGAUAUGUCAGUAUAUAUAAAGAAAAUACAUUUCAAACUACAUGAAAGUUAUGCGAAUCCAAAUAGAAUAGUUACAAAACCGCCGUACGAGCUUACCGAAACUGGUUGGGGUGAAUUUGAGAUUGUUAUUAAAAUAUAUUUUCAUGAUCCCAAUGAGAGACCUGUCACUCUCUACCAUAUUCUCAAGCUAUUCCAAUCACCUGUAAAUGAAAGUGCACCACCAACGGUGGGCCGUGCAUUAGUCAGUGAGUCCUACGAGGAGAUAGUGUUCCAGGAGCCAACAUUGCUCAUGCAGCACAUGCUUUACAGUGUCAAGCCUAUCACCAAUGGUCCCUGGGUUCAUGACACUAACUUUGAAGAAAAGAAGGAGAAGACAUUAGAAAGGAUAAUCGCAGCACAAGCAAAAGUUCGAAAUGAGAUUUCUGAUUUGAAGGAAAAGCUACAUUUAGCAAAGGAGACUAUCACCAAAUUUAAAGAGGAAAUUGCUAAGGUUCAGAAUAAUCCACCUUCCAGCAUUUUAUCUGCUAUAUAAUAUUUAAAUUAAUAUGAAGUA
Molecule: messenger RNA, 820 nt
Organism: Papilio xuthus (Asian swallowtail)
Lineage: Eukaryota; Metazoa; Arthropoda; Insecta; Lepidoptera; Papilionidae
Gene: Gas41
Product: YEATS domain-containing protein 4 Gas41
Exons: 4
Coding region: 101-799 (232 amino acids)
Biological process (GO): regulation of DNA-templated transcription
Source: RefSeq, a predicted model, not a curated record